AUGUCCAAUGUUGCUAUCUUGGGGGAUAACCCGCCGGAGCAGUCUAAUUCAGUUAAAAGAAAAUAUUUUGGUGUUGAUAUACACAGCCUACUCGAUGAAUACAAAAUAGAAAAGGAUAUGAAAAAAGAUCGUCACGAAGCGGAGCAUAUCCCACCCACAAACGUAAUGCCAGAAGACCCAAAUAUCGGUUCCCAGAAAACUCUUCUAUGGACGGAAAAAUAUCGGGCAAAACGCUUUACUGAUUUGGUGGGAGAUGAGCGUACGCAUCGGCAAGUUCUUCGCUGGUUCAAGUCCUGGGACAAAAUUGUGUUUCCAUCUGUAGCGAAUAGACUUGUGAACAAUAGGGACGAAAACGAAGGUCGAGAAUUGAGAAAAAUUUUGCUUAUCCAUGGACCUCCUGGACUUGGGAAGACGACUUUAGCUCAUGUGGCAGCCAAGCAAGCGGGCUACGACGUUGUCGAGGUCAACGCUUCAGAUGAACGAAGUGCCGGUGUUGUGAAAGGGAGAAUCAAGGAUAUUCUAAGCAAUGAGGGCGUCAAAACCAUGGGCGCGAUAACAAACGGGGCUAAGCAAAAGUCGUCUAGGGUCACAAUGGGGAAACCGGUUUGUCUGGUCGUCGAUGAAAUCGAUGGUGUGACCGGCGGUGGUGGAGCAGGUGCCAAUGAAGGGGGGUUUAUCAAAGCCUUGAUAGACUUAGUUCUUGCGGACCAGAAGUUGAAUAACAUCGCUGAAGGAGCGACAAAGAAGAAAGGCCGCAGAAAAGGUGAUAGUUUCAAGCUUCAGAGACCUAUCGUGGCUGUUUGCAAUGAUCUUUACGCCCCCGCGCUUAAGGCUCUGAGGCCUCUAGCUGAAAUAGUACACAUGCGAAAACCGCCAGUUGGACCGAUGGUCGGAAGGCUAAAAUCGAUUUUGGAAUACGAGGGUUUUAGAACUGAGGAUGGUGCUGUUCGUCGGCUAGUAGAGCUUUCAUGUAUGGGUGGCAAUUCUACAAGCAAGUCCGCUGGAGAUAUGCGAGCGGCUGUAGUUGGGUGUGAAUGGAUAGCUUGUAGGCUGAGGUCAGCUGCAACAAAAUGUGGUGAUGACUCCAAAUCUCGGAAAGAAAUGAAGCUUCUGACCCGGAAGAUUGUUGAGGAAGAAUAUGGAGACGGAGGCUUGGGCGAGGGCGAUGGGAAAGGCGGAGGGGGCGGAAGAGGCAAUAUCAGAGAAGCCGUUGAGAGAGUCUUUUAUAAUGACCCAACGACAAAAAGAGCCGGUUCUAAAGACAUAGGGGUGAAGAGGACGAGUGGGGAAAAACUACGGGAGAUUGUCGAGGGACUGGGAGAGUUUGACAAAAUCAUGAUGGACUGCUUCACCACAUAUCCCUCACGUCCAUACAAUGAUGACCCCUUGUUGACCAAGCCCAAUAUGGCAUCAGAGUGGCUAUACUUUUCAGACCUUAUUUCGUCUCGCGUCUUUCAGGAGCAGGACUACGAACUCACAGGGUACCUCUCGCAACCUAUCCUUGCCUUCCAUAACCUUUUCUGCAGCCCCAAGCGACAAGAGUCAACCACUGGCAGGUAUGGCAAACAGUUUGAGGAAGUCGAUCCACCACCCUUCUCAGGACCCGCAGCAGAAUGGGAAGUUAGAGAAGGGAUAAAAGAGAAUAAGGCCUUGAUACAAAGUGUCCAUUCAUGUCUUGGAGGAAUCCGUCUUCAUCAAUGUUUCAAGAGCCCUGAAAGCGUCGCUUUGGAGUUGGCCCCCUGGGUUGUUCGGAUACUCUCACCCUCUAUUAAACCAGUGGUUGUCGGCGGCUCGGGCCCUACCGGAGGAAUAGCGAGUGUACGGAGAGAAGGCGAGAAAAAGUUGGUGAGCAGAGGAGUAGAAGGUAUGACCACCCUCGGCUCAGGUUGGAUAUACAGGAUGGAACCGCCAAUCGACACUUUAUCUGUAUAUGCCACUCUCGCAACACCUACAGAAUCAGCUCCAGCCCCGGUGAGAUACGCAGUCCGCCAAGUUCUUGAUCAAGAGUACAAAAAAGAACUCCUCCGCCGCCGUGAACUUGCCCGCCAGUCGCGCAUGGGCGCGCCCAACAAUAUCCCUCAGCUCAAAAAGCCUACUACAAUGCCUGAUACUCCGAACUUGAAAAGAAAGAAGGUCCGGGAAAUCAAGAAAGAUUUCUUCGGACGUAUCGUCGCACGGGGGGAAGAUGAGGAUACGGAGGAAGGAAGAAGGAAAAAGCGGAAAGAGGAGAUGGACGAGAAGCGGGAGGCACAGAAGGUCUGGUUGAGCUUUCACGAAGGGUUCUCAAACGCUGUUAGGAAGGGAAUCACAUUGGACGAGUUGAUGAAUGGGUUGACGUAA
This is a messenger RNA of Tuber melanosporum (Perigord truffle), 2340 nucleotides long. RefSeq lists its product as uncharacterized. The coding region runs from base 1 to 2340 and encodes 779 amino acids. Gene Ontology annotation, cellular component: nucleus. The transcript is spliced from 3 exons. Gene Ontology annotation, molecular function: ATP binding; ATP hydrolysis activity; DNA binding. The record is from RefSeq and is a predicted model, not a curated record. Lineage: Eukaryota; Fungi; Ascomycota; Pezizomycetes; Pezizales; Tuberaceae.